GGAGUAGAAGGUGAUCAUUCAAAACAAUAAAUAUUUUAUUCUUGAUUGAAGUGAAAAUGCCGACAAUAAACUUUAAAACAGCUUUUUUAUCACUGAUAUCAGUAGCUGUUUCAGGUUUUGGAAUAAAAAGCUGCAAAUUAAUAUGGUUUCUUGCUCUUAUUUGGAUAUCUAUUGUUAUACAACUUUUUGGUGUCGUUGUUUACUCAAACCCCAUCGCUUCAAACAAAUUAAGUCAAUAUGAAUAUUUUAAAGACUCAUAA
Messenger RNA from Clunio marinus, 260 nucleotides. The record is from the annotation of a GenBank genome assembly. Lineage: Eukaryota; Metazoa; Arthropoda; Insecta; Diptera; Chironomidae.